Molecule: messenger RNA, 963 nt
Organism: Cordyceps fumosorosea ARSEF 2679
Lineage: Eukaryota; Fungi; Ascomycota; Sordariomycetes; Hypocreales; Cordycipitaceae
Product: Peptidase C54
Exons: 3
Coding region: 1-963 (320 amino acids)
Molecular function (GO): protein-phosphatidylethanolamide deconjugating activity
Source: RefSeq, a predicted model, not a curated record
AUGGCCAACGUAGACCUCGGUCGCUACCGCAAGAUCGUACAGCUGUUCUGGGAUCCUGAGCCAUCAAAUGACCCAGUUCUCGACCAACCAGUAUGGUGCCUGGGUCAAUCAUACAAACUGCACAAAGGCCAGAAGCCACGGGUAAGUGGCCAGGAGCAUAAUAGCAACAGCCUGGGCGAAUAUGCGACCGCCACGGCGGUGACGACACCAGCUCAGAGCAAGGCAAUAGACGUGCCCCCAAGCAACGCGCCCGACACCCCACCACAAUCAACGGGCGGCAGCUUUUCGUCCACUGGUCGAAACGAAAGGGAUGAUGACAACGGCUGGCCGCAAAAAUUCGUCACAGACUUUGACUCCAGAUUCUGGAUGACAUACAGGAACGAGUUCAAGCUAAUACCCAGAUCAAUGGACCCCAAAGCCGCCUCAUCGAUGUCGCUGCCUAUGCGAAUCAGAUAUCAACUCGGAGACCAAGGAGGGUUUUCAUCCGACAGCGGAUGGGGUUGUAUGAUACGAUCAGGUCAGAGUCUACUAGCGAAUGCUAUUGGCAUGGUCCGACUGGGCCGAGAAUGGCGCCGGGGCCAGCGCAAGGAGGAGGAGAUCGAACUACUGCGGAUGUUUGCAGAUGACCCAGCAGCGCCGUACUCCAUCCACAACUUUGUUGAGUACGGCUCUUCCAGAUGUGGCAAAUACCCCGGAGAGUGGUUUGGACCCUCAGCCACGUCACAAUGCAUCAAGGCCUUGACCGACAAACACGAACCGGAUAUGAGAGUGUAUAUGACACAGGACAGUCCCGAUGUAUAUGAGGAUAGCUUCAUAGCCACGGCGAAAUCCGAUAACGGGAUAUUCAAACCGACCAUCAUCCUGAUCAGUACGCGGCUCGGUAUCGACAAAAUCACACAAGUUUACUGGGAAGCACUGAUCUCGGCACUGCAAAUGCCGCAAUCGAUCGGUAUUGCAGGGUAA